AGCCUCUAGGGUUAUCGUUAUUUCAUUUGCAGCCCUCUGAGUUCAAAGUUACUAUAGAAUUGAUCCAAGAUGAUUUACGAUGUUAACUCGUUUCUCUUCAAAUCCUUCCUGAGCUCGAAGGGAACUUCCGACAAAAGGAGAGGCGAGGAUAGGCCAAGAGAACAGAAGCCUAAGGCCAGCGACAACAAACCCGUCAUGAAUGAAUAGAUCUAUCCAAUCCUGUGUUAUCCUCUUGUUCAUGUAAAUUUCAGUUCUAAGGAGGUUUCUAAUUUUAAAUGGUUCAAUUUUACUAUUCUUUCCUUUGCAGUUGCUCAUUAUUAUAUAUUGAUCAUAUCAUGUUUUCCAAAUGUCAAAUUGUAGAAAUCCAAUACACCAAACACAGUAACACUUCACAAAUGUACCCCAGUUCAUCGAUUCUAAGUGUUUAUUAGAUUGUACAUAGUUGGUUAGAAAGUUGGUUAUGCUUAACCGGCUUUUGCUAUUGGUCUAGUGUUUACGUAUAACAAUGGUAUAAACAACCAUACGAUUUAAUAUGGUGAUGAGGUUCUAUUGGUUGGUGUACCAGGGCGGCAGGGCCAAUUCAAUUAUCUUAACAUGAUACGAUGAUAUAAAUUGAUAUAUUACGUAGACAAGUUCCGGGACUUCAGGUUAUUGUACUUUCAAAGAAAUUAUAGUUUGGUGUUGAAAAAAUGGU
This is a messenger RNA of Brassica napus (rape), 694 nucleotides long. RefSeq names its product wound-induced basic protein-like. The transcript is spliced from 2 exons. Bases 70 to 207 code for a protein of 45 amino acids. NCBI's taxonomy places the organism in Eukaryota, Viridiplantae, Streptophyta, Magnoliopsida, Brassicales, Brassicaceae. The record is from RefSeq and is a predicted model, not a curated record.